This is a messenger RNA of Camellia sinensis, 974 nucleotides long. NCBI's taxonomy places the organism in Eukaryota, Viridiplantae, Streptophyta, Magnoliopsida, Ericales, Theaceae. The record is from RefSeq and is a predicted model, not a curated record.
UAUAUUAUUUUUCCCCUCCUAAAUCUCUCCAUUGCUAUCUCUCUUCUUCGCAAUCUUCUCUCAUUAAACCAAUCCUCAACAAGUCAUCAAGAUGUUCGCUGCUAAUAGCCCAGAACUUCCCCAAAAGUCCCUCCAAAUAAAGCAGGAUGAUAAGUUCUUUUCCAGGCUUCUAUCCAAGGAAAAAAGCUCCAACAUGGCUAGCCCUUCUUUUAGAGUCUACUAUGGUGGUGUCUCUGGUUCAGUCCCAUUCGUGUGGGAGUCUCAGCCUGGUACUCCUAAACAUGCACUUUCUGACACUUCUCUCCCUCCUCUCACUCCUCCACCCUCCUACUACUCCCAAAACCCUAAACAACACACAAAGAAACACUCAAGAUCCAAACUUUUAAACACUUUAUUUUUGAGGAUCAAUCUCAAAAAACCCUCCACGCGAUCGCCACCGCCAUCUUCUUCACCAUCUUUGUCAUCGUUGUCGUGGUCGGCGUCAUCGCAUUCCUCGUUGUCUGUUCCAGUGACACCCUCCAAUAAAUUCCAUGGGCGAAGAAGCCAGUUUUCAAGUGCGGGUUCAAUGUCAUUUGAUGAGAGGGAAGAUGAGGAAGAAGUGUCCAUCGGAUCGCCUAAUUCAACUCUUUGUUUUGGUAUUGGUAGAGAAGUCAGUGGCGAUGGGCUUCGAAGUGGUGGAUAUUCAGUUAUGAUCAUGAAGAAAGCUUUGAUGGCUAUGGUUGGUCGUAAAUCUGGCUAAGGUAUUGUAAACUUAGUUAGAGAUCUCUCAUUUGUUGUUUGUGUUUAUGUUUGAGAGAAGUUAUUGGUUAGUAAUUUUCUAGUUCAUGUGUAUGGUAGUAACCUCAACUACCAAAACUAGCAAAUAUAUAUAAUGUUCAUGUUUGGUGUUACUAAGCUGUUGUUGAUCCAAAGGGAUGACUUAAAUAUUGCAAAUCAUCUUGUUAAGUACUACCAUUUGUAUUCUUCUUCUUCCA